AUGGCCACGACAAAACUUCAAACGUAUCCCCAGAAGCCCCGCGUCUUCAUCUUGUCCGACAUCUCGAAUGAGCCCGAUGAUGCUGAGUCGCUAUGUCGCUACCUGUUGUAUGCAAACCAAUUCGAGACCGAGGGACUUGUGGCAUGUACAAGCACUUGGAUGAAGGACAAAGUAUGCCCGCAGGACAUGGAGAAGAUUAUCGAUGCGUAUGCGGGUGCAGUUGAGAACCUGAACAAGCAUGUCCAUCCUGAUUGGCCCUACCCCAGCGCGGAGCACUUCAAAGCAUUGAUAAGAAAAGGUGCUGAGACGUAUGGCAUGUCUGCUGUUGGGCAAGACAUCCCUCUUUCUGCUGGAAGCCAACUACUGUACGAUCGUAUUGUCGCACCUUCGACACUACCACUGUGGAUCCUCUGCUGGGGCGGCACCAACACUCUCGCCCAAGUAUUGGUGAAGAUCGAUGACGAGUUCUCCCCCGAAGACUCUCAGCGCCUCCUGUCACGUGUGCGCGUGUAUGCAAUUUCUGAUCAGGACGACACAGGCGCAUGGAUUCGCAACAACUUCCCUGAUGUAUUCUACAUUGCCUCAAUACAUGGAUGGAACCAAUAUGGCAUGGCGGCUUGGACAGGAAUCUCAGGAGAGAAAUUUUACGGCUUCGACCAGGGUGGACCGGACUUCUCGAAGAUGGAGAAGAGCUGGAUCAAAGAGAACAUCCAGAUCGGUCCACUCGGUAGCGUGUACCCAGACUACCUCUUCAUCCCAGAAGGCGACACGCCUACCUUCCUUUACCUUAUUCAAAACGGUCUUGGCGUCCCCGAGUGCCCCGACUACGGAUCUUGGGGCGGCCGCUAUGCUCGAACGGACGUCAGCAGUGUAGGCUUGAACAGCAAUCACUACAGCGACACAGUAGACCGCGUCACAGGCCUUGACGGAAGAACGCACGCCUCGAACCACUCCACGAUCUGGCGCUGGCGCGAUGCCUUCCAGAACGAUUUUGCAGCCAGGAUCAAGUGGAGUAUGGAGCCCGGCUUCCAUAAAGUCAAUCACCAUCCCAUCGUCCACCUCAAUGGAACGAAGGAUCUUACGCCUGUGCGCAUCGACGCUGAAGCCGGGUCUUCCAUCACUCUCGAUGCCAGUGGUACCUACGAUCCCGACGGCGGUAACCUUGCCUUUAAGUGGUGGCAUUACCGUGAGCCAACCGCGACACAGUGGUGGAUAGACGCCGAAGUUGCGGAGUUGCAGAUUAGGAAGCUCGACGACGUGGGUAAGAAGGUUGAAGUCACGUUACCACCACCCGACAGGUGCGCGGUUGAGUUGAUGAGCAGAAAGCCAGUGACACAGGGACAACUGUUGCAUUUGAUUCUGGAGGUUACGGACGACGGCACGCCCAGUUUAACGAGCUACAGGCGUGUAUUGAUUCAGGUCACGAACAAGGAGCUCAAGGGUGGCAGCAGUGGCUCGGACGCGAUUGGCGAUCUGAUGAAAGACCUUAGUUGA
Ascochyta rabiei is the source of this 1494-nucleotide messenger RNA. RefSeq lists its product as uncharacterized. The record is from RefSeq and is a predicted model, not a curated record. Gene Ontology annotation, molecular function: hydrolase activity, hydrolyzing N-glycosyl compounds. NCBI's taxonomy places the organism in Eukaryota, Fungi, Ascomycota, Dothideomycetes, Pleosporales, Didymellaceae. Bases 1 to 1494 code for a protein of 497 amino acids. The transcript has 2 exons.